This is a messenger RNA of Tinamus guttatus (white-throated tinamou), 638 nucleotides long. It is a transcript of the gene ANKRD22, whose product is annotated as ankyrin repeat domain 22. Gene Ontology annotation, molecular function: protein binding. Lineage: Eukaryota; Metazoa; Chordata; Aves; Tinamiformes; Tinamidae. The record is from RefSeq and is a predicted model, not a curated record.
GCAUUUCAAAGUAAGACUAACUUGCUGGGCUGAUAAGAAGCAUCAAGCACCGAAGAAUAGGCAUGGGGAUACUCUAUUCAGAGCCCAUUUGCCAGGCAGCUUAUAAUAAUGAUUUCAAUGAAGUUCAGCUCCUUUUGGAGAAAAACAGCAACUAUCUGAACAUCCAGGACAGAUUUGAUGGAGAUACGCCCUUGAUUUGUGCAUGCAAACGGGGCAACAGCAGAAUAGUUAGCUAUCUUCUACAAAGAAAUGCUGAUGUCAACCUCAGAAACAAGAAGGAGCGCACUUGCCUGCAUUAUGCUGUGAGAAAACGGUUUAGUUUCCUUGACUAUGUGCUCAUCGUCAUCCUCAUGCCGGUUAUGCUUAUUGGAUAUCUUCUCAUGAUCUCAAAAACUAAGCAGAAUGAAAACCUAAUUAAGAUGUUGCUGAGGGCGGGUGCUGACGUUAAUGCUGCAGAUUUCUCUGGUAGCACAGCCCUUCACUAUGCUUGUGAAAUGAAAAACCUGGCAGUUGUUUCUUUAUUGCUUGAAGCUCACGCAGACCCUUCUGUUAAGAAUCAGGAGGGGGAGACUCCCCUGGAUAUAGCGAGAAGAUUACAGUUCAGCAACAUUGAAAGCAUGCUGAAGAAAACUUCUUAG